Cuscuta campestris is the source of this 1452-nucleotide messenger RNA. Lineage: Eukaryota; Viridiplantae; Streptophyta; Magnoliopsida; Solanales; Convolvulaceae. The record is from the annotation of a GenBank genome assembly.
AGAGUGUAAAUCAUUGUGGAGGGAGUAUUUUAGUCAUAUUUGCGUAAAUAAAAAGUUAUCUCAAAUAGUCUCAUUUUUUUUCAAUCUGCCAAAAAUAAUCUCAUUUUUCACAGUUACGUUUAUAAGCCAUGCUUUUCAGGUGUAAGCGAGUUUUGGGUCACCCUUUGAAAGUACUUUCCUCCGGGCAUAUUUUUACCAAGAGCGAGGACUGCAUCAUCCCACCGGAAAAUAUGCUCAAAUACCUUGCCGGUUCCGCCGGUCCGAGCGGCUUCGGCUCCAAGUCCACCGCCGAGGAGGUCACCGAGAACUGUCCCCAUCUUCGCUCCAUCACUGCCAUCAUCACAGGUGCAACGUCCGGAAUCGGAGCCGAGACGGCUCGUGUUUUAGCGAAGCGGGGCGUACGGCUAGUGCUUCCCGCUCGCGACGUGAAAGUUGCUGAGGAGACUAAGGCCCGGAUCCUCUUGGAGUCGCCGGAGGCCGAGAUCGUGGUGGCGCCGCCUCUCGAUCUCAGUUCGCUCCGUUCUGUCCGGAACUUUGUGGCACAUUUCGAAUCUCUGAACCUGCCUCUCAAUCUCCUAAUAAACAAUGCCGGGAAAUUCGCGUACAAGUAUUGUGUAUCAGAGGACGGCAUCGAGAUGACGUUUGCAACGAACUAUUUGGGCCAUUUCCUUCUGACGGAGCUGUUGCUGGGAAAGAUAGUUGACACGGCCAAGGCUACCGGAAUACAGGGGAGGAUCGUCAACGUGUCGUCCGGAACCUACGACUGGUUUUCUGACGACAUUCUCGCUUACUUCCGAGAUGUAACCACGAACCCAAGUCAUUACGAUGCGACACGUGCAUAUGCUCUCUCAAAGCUCGCCACCUUUCUCUACACCAAAGAACUUGCCCAGAGGCUCGAACAAAAGCAGGCAAAUGUGACUGUAAAUUGUGUUCACCCAGGGGUUGUGAAGACUAGACUUAAUCGCGAACGCGAAGGGUUCUUCACAAAUUUGGUGUUCUUUUUGGCUUCUAAAUUUUUGAAGACAGUUUCUCAGGGUGCGUCAACAACGUGCUACGUUGCAACUGAUCCAAGGCUGGAAAAUGUAAGUGGGAAAUUUUUUGUAGACUGCAACAUGGUUUCUGCUUCAAAAGUGGGUAUUAAUUUGACAAAAAAUGCAAGGCUAUGCCGGGAUUCUUAUCUGCUCAUUUCAUGCCAUUUAUGUCAACGCAAUUUCCAUCCAUUCCAAACAUUGGAGUUCAAAUAAAUGUUAAAAUAAUACCAUAUAUCGAUGACUAGUUACCAAAAUGAAACAAAGAGAGGGGGUUCAAACAUAUUUUAAACAUAUUAACACACACACACAUAUUAUGCAUUGAAUUGAAAAACAAAUACUCCGUAUAUGAGUAAACCAAAUAUUAUUUCAUCUAUUUAUAAAUAAACAAUGUAUGAUGUUUGACUAAAGUUAUAAUCAAUUU